Gamsiella multidivaricata is the source of this 498-nucleotide messenger RNA. RefSeq lists its product as uncharacterized. The record is from RefSeq and is a predicted model, not a curated record. The coding region runs from base 1 to 498 and encodes 165 amino acids. Lineage: Eukaryota; Fungi; Mortierellomycota; Mortierellomycetes; Mortierellales; Mortierellaceae. The transcript has a single exon.
AUGGCGGACAUGAUCCCUGACCUCACUCAUUAUGUCCAAGGCCUGGACUCUGCCUCAUUCCCCUUAAAGGUUGCCACCGAAGCCGACAAAAGCGAUGCGCUCACGGUCCACUUUACGGUUGUCACUCUGGAACACUAUAUCGUAGAGAUCGCAUUGAACGGACAGGGUUUCCGGGUUGUUACCCUCUCCACAGCAGCAGCACCAGUGUCGACACCACUUUCUUCACCCCAAUUGAGGACUGAGAACAGAUCCGAGGCUGACACCGCAUUAUCAUCAGGAUCCUCAACCCCGAUUGAACAACCAUUAUCUGCACGGCAACAAGAAGCCAGCUUAGGGAUGGUCUACGAGACUAUUGAAGCACUUCUGAUGGCAGUCAGUCCAGGAUUUGAAGAAUUCUUCGGACAGGAGCUCGCUCGCAAACUGGAAAGUGUCUUGUGGGAUCGGUUCCAGUAUCAGCAGGAUGAAGGCGACUCUGACAAUGAAGACCUGGAGGACUAG